GUGUCCCCCCAGCCCUGCCAUGGUGCCCCUUCCUCCCGUCCUGCUGCUGCUGCUGCUGCCCCCGGCCCUGCCCAGCCCCCCCGAGGUGAUGGUGACACGGCCCCGGGGGGUGGCCCUGACCAAUCUGCCGUUCUACGACCCCUCGAGGCCGUUCCGGUGCCUCGACGGCUCCGCCACCAUCGACUUCUCCUGGGUCAACGACGACUACUGCGACUGUGGGGACGGCUCUGACGAGCCUGGGACCCCCGCCUGCCCCAACGGGCGCUUCCACUGCACCAACGCCGGGCACCGGCCCCGCACCAUCCCCGCAGCCCACGUCAACGACGGAGUCUGUGAUUGCUGCGAUGGUACCGACGAGUGGGACAGUGGGGCCGGGUGUGAGAACACGUGCAGGGAGCGGGGCCGGCGGGAGCGCGAGGCCCGGCAGCGUUUGGCCGCCCUGGCCCGCGAGGGCUUCGUGCUGCGGCAGCGGCUGGUGCAGGAGGCGGCCGAGGGCAGAAGGGACAAGCAGGCCCGGCUGGGGGGGCUGCAGGAGUCCCGGAAGGAGCUGGAGCAGCGCGUGGGGACCCUCCGGGCGGCCAAGGAGGCGGCGGAAGGCCCCGAACGGGCGGCCAGGGGGGAGCACCGCAGGAAAUGGGGGGAGCAAAGGGCGGCGGCGGCGGCGGCGCAGGACGAGGCUCGAGCGGCCGAAGCCUUCACUGAGCUGGACACGGACGGGGAUGGACGGCUGACGGGGGCUGAGCUCCAGACCCAUCCCGAGCUGGACCCCGACGGUGAUGGCGCCUUCUCAGAGACUGAGGCCGAGGCACUGCUGGGGCCCGGGGGUGCCGUGGAUUCUGGAACAUUCCGGGAGCGGAUCUGGGAGAGCGUCCGGGAGCGGCUCCGGCCACGGGGCCAAGCUGAGCCCCCCCAAACCUCCCCUGAGCCCUCCCUGGACGAGAAUCCCCCCCAGGAGGAGGAGGAAGAGGAA
Molecule: messenger RNA, 970 nt
Organism: Corapipo altera (White-ruffed manakin)
Lineage: Eukaryota; Metazoa; Chordata; Aves; Passeriformes; Pipridae
Gene: PRKCSH
Product: protein kinase C substrate 80K-H
Exons: 10
Biological process (GO): N-glycan processing; liver development
Cellular component (GO): glucosidase II complex
Molecular function (GO): calcium ion binding; protein binding
Source: RefSeq, a predicted model, not a curated record